Messenger RNA from Solenopsis invicta (red fire ant), 2122 nucleotides. Its product is annotated as serine protease snake. The record is from RefSeq and is a predicted model, not a curated record. Gene Ontology annotation, biological process: proteolysis. Bases 599 to 1792 code for a protein of 397 amino acids. Gene Ontology annotation, molecular function: serine-type endopeptidase activity. The transcript has 6 exons. NCBI's taxonomy places the organism in Eukaryota, Metazoa, Arthropoda, Insecta, Hymenoptera, Formicidae.
AUACAAUUUUAAUUUCCAGAAGAUGAUUUUCAAACACGCCAGGUACUUAAAAAUCUCAUUUUGAUACUUGAAAAUAAUGCGUCGCAGGUGAAUAUUCGAAGAAAUUUAUAAUGCACGAAUUUUUCACAUACGUAGCAUAUAUUACAUACAAAACAGCAAAAUGAUUAAUAUGAUUAUGGAAUUACGAAUUGGACAAAUCACAUACGCGACAUUCGUGGAACAUCGCGUGUUACGCAGUGUUGCGCGUAAUAUAUGAUAGUGAUCAAAGAGCUGCCGUGUGGCCGUCAGUGUUUCUUUACAUUUCUACCGCUUCUAUGAUGACUAUACCGGAUCACAUUCGGAUCGCGUGGCGUCAGUUGCGUCAGUCGAGUCCAGUCGAAUCUCGAGUAGUCUCGAGCCUCGAGCCUCGAGCCUCGAGCCGCGGUAAAUCGGGCAACUCGAUGCACAAAUUCUUUUAUUUUUAUUUCGUAAAUCAAAGUUUUUGAAAGAAAGUAUCAUUGGAUAUCUUUGAAAAAAAUUACCUAUUUAAAGAGUGAACCAUACACACACACAUGCGCGCGCGCGCACACACGCACACACGCAUCAAGUCAAAUCAACUAUGUGUGUAUGCAACGUUAUAAAUCGUCGUGUAUUCAAGAUGGACUUCAACUUGUCUUUCUCGAUUCUCAUCGUCCUUUUGUUCAGGUUCUUUACGCACAGCUUACCACUGCAAGAGGAACUUUACGAAGGUAGUCACUGCAAGAUGGAGAAUGGUGAGACAGGCGUGUGCAAAAAGCUAUACGAAUGUCCAUCCAGAUUGCAAGAGGUGAAGGAAGGUAGAAGAAGCUCGGAUUCAAUGGGACGUUGCGGUUUUGAGGACUUUACGGAAAUCGUUUGCUGUCAAUUCAAUAUUACGGAUAAAAUAGGACUUCGACCAGCAGAGAUAGCAUGUCGACAAUACGAGAAUGAGAUCGGGAGCAGCGUUAAGGCGAGGAGGGACACGCUUACGGUCGAGGUGCAGUUUAAUAUAUACGGUGGUACGCAAACCGAAAACGGGGAAUUCCCAUACAUGGUCGCCCUGGGGUACGAGAACGAAGAAAGGGACGAGGACAAUUCGGAAGCUAUCAAGUAUAACUGCGGUGGCACGUUAAUUUCCUCACAAUACGUGCUGACUGCUGCUCACUGCGUCAGUAAUAUACAGGAGAAAGUACCAAUAGAGGUAAGAGUCGGCAGCGAAGAUCUCAAGAGCGUUGGAGACGAUGCGCAACGCAUUCGCAUAAGCAAUGUGAUAACUCAUCCGCAGUACAAGCGCAGCGUCAAUUACAACGACGUAGCUAUUCUAAAAUUAAGUACGCCCGUACGCAUAGGGAGUAACGUAAGGCCGAUUUGUAUCCAAACGAAAUCUUUAGACUCGAUGAAUGUACAAUCGAACGUAACGUUUGUCGUGAUUGGCUGGGGCGCUACCAGUUUCGACGAAGACGGCAGUACCAAAUUGAUGAAGACACCGGCUCUCAGUCUCGUAGACAGGGAAUCGUGUGCGAAAUCGUACAACGGUUUUAGCAAGUUACCCCGCGGCUUGGAUGAGAAUAUGCUGUGCGUAUUGGAUAGGAACGUUACGAGAAGGUCGGACGCUUGUCACGGAGACAGCGGCGGGCCCUUAUUGAUGUUCACCGGAUCUAGUCACAGCAUUGUGGGAAUCACAGCUUUCGGCCAAACUUGCGGGAGCUCUACACCGGGGGUUUACACAGCGGUAUAUUCCUACCUGGAGUGGAUCGAGAAGGAAGUCUGGUCGGAAAUGUUCAACGAACGAUAGAUGGAUAGAUUACUUUUUGCCCUUAUUCAGACUUGGCAUGAUCAACGUGAUAUCUGCAAUUGAAUACUUUUCAAUACUAAAGCGAUUUAAUUCUCAUUUUAUUACGAUAAUCUAGUCUGAAGCUAUUCGUGUACUCUCAGUCUACGCAGCAUUUAUUAUUAUUAUUAUUUUUUUUUUUCAAUUCCUACCGCGCUUUUGCGAAUUUUAUACUUUUAUAUACGUAUGAUCUACGCUCUCUGCUCUAGCGAAUUAUAUAUAUACUAUACAUAUACCUAAGUCGCGCGUCAUUCUGUAUGUAUACGCGAUGCUUCAAUAAAACGUGAAUAUUCA